Molecule: messenger RNA, 1933 nt
Organism: Durio zibethinus
Lineage: Eukaryota; Viridiplantae; Streptophyta; Magnoliopsida; Malvales; Malvaceae
Source: RefSeq, a predicted model, not a curated record
GAUCAUAAUUUUCUGGUCAUAUUAGUUCAGUCUUCCGAUUAAAGGUUUAAAAAAAAAAAAAAAAAAUCCCUAAAAUCACAUUUAGAAAGAGGGGCAAUGGGAGUGAUAAAAGGAGGCAGAGUCUCAGGCACAUUGCCGAACGAUGAGUCGUUCGCCGUGCACUACCCGGGCUAUCCUAAGACGACCGCUCGCGCACUCCAGACUCUUGGAGGAAGCGAAGGGAUUCUCAAGGCUCGUAGUUCACAGUCGAACAAAUUGGAGCUCCAUUUCCGGCCCGAAGAUCCGUAUUCGCAUCCUGCAUUUGGGGAACUUCGUCCCUGUAACAAUUUGUUGCUUAAAAUAUCGAAAAAGAAGUGUUCUAAUGGCCAAACUGCCGAAGCUUCUGGUAAAUUACAAGAGUGUUCAACUUCCGGAGCAACUGAUUCCGAAAAUACGAAACAGCCAUCUCAAGUUGAAGUGCAGAUAUCGGAAGAGGAACAAACUAACCUUUGUGCUGAUAUCGUUUCUCGAGUCUCCGAGGCUUAUCAUUUUGAUGGAAUGGCUGAUUAUCAACAUGUUCUUGCUGUUCAUGCGGAUGCUGCCAGGAAAAGAAAGAGAAAUUGGGUGGAAGCAGAGGAGCGGCCCUUUGGUGAGUUCAUGGAUGUGGAACAGGAGGAUGUGAUGAUGAUAUUGCCCCCUCUCUUUUCACCCAAGGAUAUGCCGGAGAAUAUAGUGUUAAGACCAUCGACCAUCUUAAAUUCAAAAAAGAAACAAGAGGGAGUUGUACAGCAUAGUGCUGAGGUUGACCUUGAGCCAGGCCUUGCAAUUGAUUUCAACAUUAAAGAUAUUCCCUAAAAAGUAAAUUGGGAGGAACUUAUAACCCGAGGCUCAGAGCAGUGGGAGUGGCAGAUGACUGUAUCUAAGCUCUUUGAUGAACGACCUAUAUGGCCCAAGGAAUCUGUGACUGAGCGCUUGCUUGAAAAAGGUCUAAAAUUUAGCCAUUUGAUGCUUAAAAGGCUUCUACUUGGGGUUGCUUACUACUUUUCAAAUGGGCCAUUUCUGAGGUUCUGGAUAAAAAAAGGAUAUGAUCCUCGCAAAGAUCCUGAUUCUCGCAUAUAUCAGAGAACUGAAUUUCGUGUACCUGAACCAUUGAGGAGUUAUGCAGAUGCCAAUGCAGCUAACAAAUUGAAGCAUAAGUGGAGAGAUUUAUGUUCAUUCCAAGUAUUUCCUUACAAAUGCCAGACAUUUUUACAGCUAUUUGAACUUGAUGAUGAUUACAUUCAACAAGAGAUAAGAAAGCCUCCAAAGCUAGCAACAUGCAAUUCUAAAACAGGAUGGUUCUCAGAGUGUCUGCUUGAUUGCCUGAGACUUCGUGUAGCAGUGAGGUUCUUGUCAGUAUAUCCCGAAACUGGUGCGGAUAGCAUACUGAAAUCUUACUCUGAUGAAUUUGAGAAGCUAAAGAGGUCAUGCAUUUACAAGGAUGUCUUCAACCCUCAUCAAGAGGAGCACCAGCAAACUGAUAAAGGGGAUGAAGAGAAAGAGAGGCCGAAAAGUUCUGAUAACGAGGAUGAUGAAAUUGAAGCUGAUGAUGAAGAGGAAUUGGAUUUGUAUGAGACACUUAAUCUGGGUGAUGAGGAUGAUGAAAUCCCUCUGCAACCUGAUACAUAUACGCAGAACAACUCAAGGACAUAUUUGCAAGAGCUUUUUGGUAGCUUUCCAUCUACUGUACCUGAUGCUGACACAAGUGAAGAAGAAUAUCAAAUAUAUGAGCAGUUUAGUGAUAAUAACUAUUCUGAUGAUGAUGAUGAUGAUGAUGAUGACAGCUGACAUUCUUAACCCAGAAGUUUACAGUUUGAAGCUACAACAUGUGGCAGUGCGGGUUGCAGUUAGUCUUGCAAGCUGUAGAGAAGGGUGACUAGAUAUCUGCAUAUUCUAUUUGCCGUUUUAGUUUACA